CAGAUAAUGAAGGUCGUACACCACUACAUGCUGCUUGUAUGCAGGAUAAUGAAGAAAUUGUUGAUCUUUUGAUUAAAAAUAAAGGUGAUUUCUUUAAAGUGACCAACAAUGGAGGAACUCCACUUUGUUUGGCUUGCUUUUAUGGUCGUGAUAAAAUUGUCAGCACUUUAUUGUCAUUGUGUUCUGAUGAAGAUAGAAAGAGAAUGUUUGAUGUAUCAGUAGGAGAUGGAGGCAAGGCACCACUUCGUAUUGCUUAUGAAUGGAAUCACACUAAAGUUGCUAAUAUCCUACUAAAGCAUGGAGCUGAUCCAAAUAUAUUUAAAAGAGGUUCUACUGAUGAUGAGAAAGGCUCUCCUUACCAGAUGCAAAGUUUAUUGGCAAACAUUGACAUGACCAUGUUACAAAUUGCUGCUAAAUUUGGUAUUGUGAAUGUCGUGAAAGUAUUGCUUGAAGGAAUUCCACUGGAUGAUGAUGAUACUGACUCUCGAAUGGAGUGUGCUGUCUAUCACUCUGAUGCUGAUAGAAAAAGAGACAUAUCUACUUCACUUCUUCUCGCUUGUAAAGAAGGACACGUUCAAGUAGUUAAACUACUCCUGGAACACAAUGCUGAUGUUAGUCACACAGAUACUGAUGGUGAUACAGCACUUCAUAUUGCCAGCAAGAAAGGACAUUCACAAGUUGUUAAAGUACUACUGGAUCAUGACCGUGCUUCAUUCAUUAAUGACACUGAUUCUUGUAAACGUACUCCACUUUUCAUUGCAUGUGAGGAAGGUCAUGUUCAAGUAGUUAAAGUAUUGCUGGAGUAUGAUGCUGAUGCCACUGUAGCUGAUCAGGAUGGUCUUAAUCCUCUUGAUAUUGCUGUAGAGGAAGGACACAGGUGAGGAUUAUUGAUUAAUUCUG
Molecule: messenger RNA, 900 nt
Organism: Amphimedon queenslandica
Lineage: Eukaryota; Metazoa; Porifera; Demospongiae; Haplosclerida; Niphatidae
Product: ankyrin-3-like
Exons: 4
Coding region: 39-881 (280 amino acids)
Molecular function (GO): protein binding
Source: RefSeq, a predicted model, not a curated record